UAGCUGGCAACUGCAGGUGGUGAACUGGUUCGUUUGGACUGAUUUUUUGUCAGCAACCCCAAUUCCUUCUGUAUUGCUUCGUUAUCAAGUCAAGGGGACUUCCACUCCGUAUCUAGUGUGUAGCCGGCAAUAGGUUACGUCCAGCAAUAGAAUGGUUCCCAUAUUCAGCUGGAAAAGAACAGUUCCCAGAACUAUGGUGAAUCGAUUUUCAGUGCUUGUCUCAGCCUGCGAGAUAUUGGUAGAAGGCCUCGCAAUCUUUGUGGCACUACCGCGGGUAUAUCCUGAAGCUUCAAGAUCCUACUGGCUGAAUGUGCUGCUAGGGCUUUUCCUUUUUGCCAACACUCUCGGCAAUUUCAUAAUGACCAUCGGAGUCGACAGUUCAUCUGGAAGUGUACAUUUGCCAUCUAUUCUGAAACCGGGGUGGAACUACUGCCACCGCUGCCAAAAGAACUCCCCACCACGCUCCUACCACUGCAACGAGUGUGGACUCUGUGUAUUGAAGCGCGACCACCAUUGCGUCUUCAUGGGUUGUUGCAUAGGUUAUGCAAAUCAGCGAUACUACCUCAUGUGCAUCAUGCACAUCUGUAUUCUGACAAUCUAUGCAAAUUACCUUAAUAUGGACUUGGCCGUCAAAUGCAUUUCAGAGAAUUUUAACCUGUUAACUUUGAUUGCAUCCUUCACACCAGUGCUUGCUUGGAUUUAUGGGGUAACCCAGCCGGUGUCGUUUUUCAUUGCGUUCCAAAGUAUCACUUGUCUGUACUGUUUUCUUAUUUUUACAGUCCUAUUCUUGUACCAUUUACAUAUCGUCUUACGAGGUCAGACAACGCAUGAGUUCCGGCGCCUUGAUGAUCGGUCAUAUGACCUGGGUUGGAUGCAGAACAUCCGCGACGUGCUUGGCACUCGCUGGUAUCUUGUGUGGAUCUCUCCCCUGAUCACAUCACCGCUUCCAGGUGAUGGCGUUCAUUUCAAGUCUGAAUCUCUCUGUUUGGAGGAAGUCAAGGACUUGUGAAAAUUAAAGGAUUUAGGUCAAAGGGACAAUUUUGACCAAAAAGAAAUAUGAACAAACAGUAACUUUAAAGGUGCGAGGUAGCAUACAAAACACAGUUAAGUGAAGUUUUGACCUGUUGCAUUGUUUUGGGGUUUUUAAAAUGUCUCAUUACGUAUUUACCUUGAAAUUACAGAAUGUGUAUAUUACCACCACAGAAAGCAUUGUACAAUAAUAAGAAGUAGGCCUACUUGGACUUAUUUUAGACCAGCAUUUUAAUGUAGUUUCAUCAGUAUUUUCAGCGGUGUACUGCUUAAAUCUAUAUGUUAAAGAGAACAUGACAAUCCUUCAAUGAUAGAUUUUUCCUGAUAUGAUAGUUGCAAUUUAUUUCAUUUCAGUAGAAACAUUUAUAUCAAUACUUUACACAAGCAAGUCAAAAUAAGUUUAGAAGAAAAAAAAAUUGGUAUAAAUGUAUAUAAAUAAUGAUAGUACAUAAUUUUUGUCUGAGAUUACAAACGACUGAAAAUGUUAACAGUUGUGUAAUUUGAAUUCCAUGGAAAGAUACUGUAAUUUUGUUUUAACAAGUCAUUGUCGCGCUUCCGUCAUCCAAUUUCGUUAGUGGCAACCUGAAAAGGGAAAACUAUUGUUUGCUGUUGAUUCGUGAUGUCAUGCAGUGUUCCUUUUAAACAAAUAAAUCCACAAACGAAGAGCAUAAUUCACCGCUUAUUCAUUAAUUAAAAGAACUAGAAAAUCCCCCCAAAUAAAUAUAUAUAAAAUAGUCAGACAUGUCCGCCUCUUUCCAUGGUCAUCUUCACAUAGAUUUAGAGGCACAUCAAAGGGAUGUUUAUGUUAGAUUACCUAUUUUUUGUACCGAAUACAUAUAAAUAAAACGAGUGGAUGGCAUCUCACAUAAGUCCAUCACUAAGUAAAAAAGGAAUGAAAAAGUGACCCGACCGUAACUUUCAGCUUGCCACAAAUGAAAGUGCAUGACCGGAGCGAGAUAAACUGACCGAAUUAGUUCAAAUUGGUAUAACAUAUAAAAUUGGUAACAAUCAUUAAUCGGAUUCAGCAGGUUCGAUUAUACGUUUUAUUGUUUGCAAACAUUGAGCGCCAUUUUGUAUGGGCUGCCGCAAGUGCAUGCAUAUAUUGAAGCCGUGGUUUGCAACGUAUUUUUCCCCAAAAGUACUCGCAACACCCUCAUAACAUAUUCAUUAUUAUAAAGCAUGUUUAGAGGUAUUUUGUAUAUAUUGUUUUAUUGUUUGCAAACAUUGAGCGCCAAUUUGUAUGGGCUGCCGCAAGUGCAUAUAUUGAAGCCGUGGUUUGCAACGUAUUUUCCCCCAAAAGUCCUCGCAACACCCUCAUAACAUAUUCAUUAUUAUAAAAAGCAUGUUUAGAGGUAUUUUGUAGCGGUUGCUGAUUAUUUUGUAUUUCCAACCAUCAAAUAAUAUUUUUGUAUAAUUAACUCUUUUUGGCAGUAUUGGGCCGUCCAUAGUUCCAAAAUGUGCCAACCACGCGUCGGCGAUAGAAAGGUCUAUUUGUAUAUACGAAUAGCCAGUUCUCGCAAUACACACCAUAAUGUAUCACCAAAAGUCGUUUUCUGGCCGCAUUUCUAGGGGUUGAUCGUGGCCUACUUAUGCCAUUUAAGUCUCUCGGGUAACACUUUAAAACAAUAUAUUGCCAUUGCAAUUUCAUUGAGCACGUAUUAGUCGUUUAAACGUAUGCACCAUAUUAAUUCCCGAAUGGGACUAAAAUCCAAGCUCACGAAAUUAAAUGCACAUUUGCUGGCCUUUUUCAUAAUGUACAGUUGAAUGAAUAGGCCUAUACCGUGAAAUAUUUGUAUAAUUCUCUGCUUAAUAGCACCACACAUGUGCUUCAUGGGGAAAUGCCUAAAAGUGCCAAUGUUUUUUUUUUUUUUUUGGGGGGGGGGGGGGGACAGUUUUAAUACAGUAGUAUGUUUCAUUAA
Messenger RNA from Patiria miniata (bat star), 2948 nucleotides. RefSeq names its product probable palmitoyltransferase ZDHHC24. Gene Ontology annotation, cellular component: endoplasmic reticulum; Golgi apparatus. The transcript is spliced from 2 exons. Gene Ontology annotation, molecular function: protein-cysteine S-palmitoyltransferase activity. NCBI's taxonomy places the organism in Eukaryota, Metazoa, Echinodermata, Asteroidea, Valvatida, Asterinidae. Gene Ontology annotation, biological process: protein targeting to membrane; peptidyl-L-cysteine S-palmitoylation. Bases 152 to 1009 code for a protein of 285 amino acids. The record is from RefSeq and is a predicted model, not a curated record.